AUGAAUAUCAACUUCCCGCAGAUAAACCUUCAACGGAGCUCCACGGCUCAGAGCCUGGCAUCACAGACCGCUGCUGAAAUCGGCGCCCAGGUCCUUCUGUUCUCCGAGCAAAACUGGAGUCCGGCUCGCGACGACAGAUGGGUAGUCAGCACGGAUGGCACCUGCGCAGUCGUCCUGACACCCAUGGCCGACUUCGUAGCAGAAACCUCCGGGUCGGGCCGCGGAUUCGCCUGGAUGCAGACGAGAGGCGUAAGGAUCUACAGCUGCUACAUCUCGAGAAACGACUCGGACGCUAAUUUCUCAACCUUCCUCGGCGAUGUCGAGCAGUCGGCCCGGUCCGCCGAUCCAAGUUGUACCCUCAUUCUAGGAGGCGAUUUCAACGCCUGGUCACAAGAGUGGGGCUCGGCGCGGAACGAUCCAAGAGGUGACCAACUGGCUGAUCUGGCAGCAAGCUUGGACCUCCUCGUCACCAACUCGGGCACCACUCCUACCUACAGAAGAGUAAACUCUGAGACCAUCAUAGAUGUCACCUUCUACCGCACACCCGACCACCCUCCGUUAUUCGAGGCUGGAAGGUGUUGGACGAAGUUGAGUCGGGGAUGGUCCUACAGACGCCUUGACGUCGAAGCACUGGUGUCACACCUGGCCGAAGAACCCCUGCCUCCAAAUGACGUAACCAUCUCGGCCAACGAAGCCGCCGAUUCACUAGUUAACUACCUCGCAUCUGCCUGCGGCUCAUGUAUGCCACCAAGGGCAGCUCCCCCGGCUGGCAGAAGACACGUCCACUGGUGGAACCAAGAUAUAAAGCUACUCCGCGAAGAUUAUGAAAAAGCGCUCAGAAAAUACCAGAGGGCCGGUCGCAGGCAUGACCCACCCGGACAGUUGGAACUCUUCCGGCUCGCCUCCAAGGCGAAGAGGAAGGAACUUAAAAAAAUGAUUAGAGUCUCACAGGCCAAAAGCUGGUCCGACCUGUGUGCAGCCGUGGACUCCGACCCAUGGGGACUCCCGUACAGGGUCGUGACCAAACGCAUAGGCCGGCAUCGUCCGGGAAUCGAAGCCAGAGGCAUGGAGACAGAGAUCGCAGAUCACCUGUUCCCCAACCCACCGGCGGCGGACUGGUCGCAUGAGUCUCUCCCAGAUGCCGACGAAGAACUGCCAGCACCGGAAUUCACGACGACCGAACUGCACGAGGCUUCCAAUAGGCUCCCACCCGGUAAGGCAACCGGACCUGAUGGCAUUCCGAACGAGGUUCUGACGAGCACCUCGACAGAACAGAUCUCCGAUCGUCAAACCAGUACGGCUUUCGACGCGGCCGGUCAACGAAAUCGGGACCUGUGCGUGACCGUCUCUUUAGACGUCAGGAACGCCUUCAACACUGCGCCAUGGAGAAGGAUAGACGCCGCACUCUGCGAAAAAAAGGUCCCUUCGUACCUCAUUCGGCUCAUCAGGUCCUAUCUCCAAGACCGGUCCAUACUGGUAGGCCGGACGCUCCUCCGGCGAAGCACCACGUGCGGCAUUCCCCAGGGCUCGGUCCUCGGACCAGCACUGUGGAAAAUCUUCUACGACGAGCUUCUUGAGUUGAAAAUGCCUCAGGGCGUACAACUAGUGGCGUUCACGGACGACGUUUGCGUCCUAGGCAUCUCGCGGAACGGUGAGUCUGCCUCGACGCUCAUGAACCCCGUCCUCGAGGCGGUGGCCGAUUGGAUGAACAUUAAUGGCCUCCAACUAGCUCCGGCCAAAACCGAAGCAAUAGUUCUCACCAGAAAAAAUGUGUACAACGACCCUGAGCUCAUCGUCGAAGGUCAUGCGAUCCCGGUCAAACAGUCCAUGCGAUACCUCGGCGUUGAGCUCGACACUCGUCUAUUGUUCACCAAGCACGUCCAACAGGCGUCGUCGAAAGCAUUCAAAUCAGCGCUCGCCAUAGCGAGACUGAUGCCUAACGUCGGAGGACCGUCGCAGUGCAAGAGAGCUCUCUUGGGAACAGUCGCCAACAGCAAAAUGCUGUACGCUGCUUCAACCUGGGCCACCCAAGGCACUAAAACGGCGAAGAACCGAAAUGAGAUGGCGAGGGCUCAGCGAACCGUCGCGAUCCGCACCAUACGAGCAUACUGCACCGUCUCUGCUGACGGGUCUUCUCUGCUCGCGUCCAUGGUUCCAGCCGAUAUCGUAGCCAACGAGAGGGCCAGGAUGCGCCGGCGCCUCGACGAUCAGGAUGAGAUUACGCCCAAAAGUGGCAUAAAGAAACAGGAAAGAUCCAUCAGCAUCACAGCGUGGCAGGCAAGAUGGGACCGUUCGCCAAACGCCAGAUGGACACACAGACUUCUCCCUGACGUGGGUCGCUGGCUGUCCAAGCCACCUCUAAGUCUGACGUAUCACCUGACUCAGGUUCUGUCUGGGCACGGGUGCUUCAGGAGCUAUCUGCACGAUAAGGAUCGGGCCGUCGACAGUUAUUGCUACUAUUGCAUGGACCCAGACGACACGGUUGAACACACGGUGUUCACAUGUCCGAGAUGGCUCCGAUAG
Messenger RNA from Acyrthosiphon pisum (pea aphid), 2523 nucleotides. RefSeq lists its product as uncharacterized. NCBI's taxonomy places the organism in Eukaryota, Metazoa, Arthropoda, Insecta, Hemiptera, Aphididae. Gene Ontology annotation, molecular function: catalytic activity. The coding region runs from base 1 to 2523 and encodes 840 amino acids. The record is from RefSeq and is a predicted model, not a curated record. The transcript has 2 exons.